Messenger RNA from Colletotrichum graminicola M1.001, 339 nucleotides. RefSeq names its product complex 1 protein. Bases 1 to 339 code for a protein of 112 amino acids. NCBI's taxonomy places the organism in Eukaryota, Fungi, Ascomycota, Sordariomycetes, Glomerellales, Glomerellaceae. The record is from RefSeq and is a predicted model, not a curated record. The transcript has 3 exons. Gene Ontology annotation, cellular component: mitochondrion.
AUGCCCUUCAAAACCCUCCUGUGGUCCCUCGUCCGCAGCUACUCCAAUGGCCCGGCCAAGUCGCGCCUCGGCAAGAAGGCCUUGAGUCUGGACCAUUUGCCCCUCCCUGCCCCCCAAUCACAGUUCCUCCAGAGAUCCCGCGCCAUCUCGCUCUAUCGCGAAAUCAUCCGCGGCACCCGCCGCAUCGCCGACCCAAACACCCGCGCCGAGUCGCGCCGCUUCGCCCGCGAAGAGUUCGAGCGCCACCGGGGCGUAACCGAUCUCGGACACAUCCGCUACCUCAUCUCGACCGGCAAGACCGAGUGGCAGGGCAUGGAGCGCUACGUUGACGGCAUGUAA